This is a messenger RNA of Ochotona princeps (American pika), 4616 nucleotides long. RefSeq names its product ATPase sarcoplasmic/endoplasmic reticulum Ca2+ transporting 2 (gene ATP2A2). Gene Ontology annotation, biological process: intracellular calcium ion homeostasis; regulation of cardiac muscle contraction by calcium ion signaling; calcium ion transmembrane transport. The transcript has 19 exons. NCBI's taxonomy places the organism in Eukaryota, Metazoa, Chordata, Mammalia, Lagomorpha, Ochotonidae. Bases 601 to 3816 code for a protein of 1071 amino acids. Gene Ontology annotation, molecular function: P-type calcium transporter activity involved in regulation of cardiac muscle cell membrane potential; ATP binding; ATP hydrolysis activity. Gene Ontology annotation, cellular component: membrane. The record is from RefSeq and is a predicted model, not a curated record.
AGGCAGCGGCCGAUAAAUGCUAUUAGAGCAGCAGCCGCCGCGCCGUCCCCGACGCCACCUCCUCACGCUCCGCCGCAGUUUCCUCCGCCGCUGCCGGGGCUGCGGAGCUGAGGGAGCGCUCCCCACCCCGCCGGCUCUCGCCUUCGGGGCUCCCUUCCGCCCUCGGUGGUCUGCCGGGCGUCUCCUCCUCCUGUUCCUCGGGCCCGGUCGGGGCCGCGAGCCGCCUCAGGACAGCGGGGACGGGGCUCGGGGGCCGCGGCCUGCGCUCCCCGCGGGCGGUUGAGGGCCGAGGAGGCCCUCCCUUCUGACGAGGGAAGGGAGGGUCGGGAGCCCCCGCCCUGCGGAGCCUGGGGCGGGCGCCGGCGAGGGCCGGGGCGGCCGGAGGGGCGGUUGUCUGGGGGAGGGGGUGCGGGGUGAUUCAGCGCCCGGCGAGGCGGAAGCGGCCGGGGCAGCAGCAGCAGCAGCAGCAGGAGGAGGAAGGCGAGAGGCUAGUCCGCGCCUGGGCGCCCGGGGUGGCACGAGCCCGCGGCCCGAGUGCGAGGCGGAGGCGCGGAGGAGGCCGCGGGGACGGGAGGCGAAGCCGGCUGGGCCCCCGUAGCCAUGGAGAACGCGCACACAAAGACGGUGGAGGAGGUGCUGGGCCACUUCGGAGUGAACGAGAGCACGGGGCUGAGCCUGGAGCAGGUCAAGAAGCUCAAGGAGAGAUGGGGCUCCAACGAGUUACCGGCUGAAGAAGGAAAAACCUUGCUGGAACUUGUGAUUGAACAGUUUGAAGAUCUGCUAGUUAGAAUUUUACUGUUGGCUGCCUGUAUAUCUUUCGUGUUGGCCUGGUUCGAAGAAGGUGAAGAAACGGUCACGGCCUUCGUAGAACCCUUUGUCAUUCUGCUGAUUUUAGUGGCCAAUGCCAUCGUGGGCGUGUGGCAGGAAAGGAAUGCCGAAAAUGCCAUCGAAGCCCUGAAGGAGUACGAGCCUGAGAUGGGCAAAGUGUACCGGCAGGACCGGAAGAGCGUGCAGCGGAUCAAAGCCAAAGACAUCGUUCCUGGCGACAUCGUGGAGAUUGCAGUUGGUGACAAAGUUCCUGCCGACAUAAGGUUAACUUCUAUCAAGUCUACAACGCUAAGAGUUGACCAGUCAAUCCUCACAGGUGAAUCUGUGUCCGUCAUCAAGCACACUGACCCUGUGCCCGACCCCCGGGCCGUCAACCAGGACAAGAAGAACAUGCUGUUUUCUGGCACCAACAUUGCCGCUGGGAAAGCCAUGGGAGUCGUGGUGGCAACUGGCGUUAACACGGAGAUUGGCAAGAUUCGGGAUGAGAUGGUGGCAACAGAGCAGGAGAGGACGCCUCUGCAGCAGAAGCUCGAUGAAUUUGGGGAGCAGCUUUCCAAAGUCAUCUCCCUCAUUUGCAUUGCAGUCUGGAUCAUAAACAUUGGGCACUUCAACGACCCGGUGCAUGGAGGCUCCUGGAUCAGAGGUGCCAUCUACUACUUUAAAAUCGCAGUAGCCCUGGCCGUGGCAGCUAUUCCCGAAGGUCUGCCUGCUGUCAUCACCACCUGCCUGGCGCUCGGAACGCGCAGAAUGGCCAAGAAGAACGCCAUUGUCCGGAGCCUGCCCUCCGUGGAGACCCUGGGCUGUACCUCUGUGAUCUGCUCUGACAAGACGGGCACGCUCACGACGAACCAGAUGUCUGUCUGCAGGAUGUUCAUCCUGGACAAAGUAGAUGGUGACACUUGUUCCCUUAAUGAGUUUACCAUCACUGGAUCCACAUAUGCACCUGUUGGAGAAGUGCAUAAAGAUGAUAAACCAGUGAAGUGCCAUCAGUAUGAUGGCCUUGUGGAAUUGGCUACCAUCUGUGCUCUCUGCAAUGACUCUGCCUUGGAUUACAAUGAGGCCAAAGGCGUCUACGAGAAAGUUGGAGAAGCCACCGAGACUGCCCUCACCUGCCUGGUGGAGAAGAUGAAUGUGUUUGACACUGAGCUGAAGGGCCUUUCCAAGAUAGAGCGCGCCAACGCCUGCAACUCGGUCAUUAAGCAGCUGAUGAAAAAGGAAUUUACACUAGAAUUUUCACGUGAUAGAAAAUCCAUGUCCGUUUACUGCACACCAAACAAACCAAGCCGAACAACGAUGAGCAAGAUGUUUGUGAAGGCAAGUAUAGAACAUCACAAGGGAAGUGUUCUCGGAGGGCUCGGAUCCCUGCGAGUCAGUGAGUCAACUGUCCUCUCCCAUCCCCAGGGGGCUCCUGAGGGUGUCAUCGACAGGUGCACCCACAUUCGGGUUGGAAGUACCAAGGUCCCUAUGACCCCUGGAGUCAAGCAGAAGAUCAUGUCUGUCAUCCGGGAGUGGGGAAGUGGCAGUGACACCCUGCGGUGCCUGGCCCUGGCCACGCACGACAGCCCCCUGAAGAGAGAGGAGAUGCACCUCGAGGACUCUGCCAACUUCAUUAAAUACGAGACCAACCUGACCUUUGUCGGCUGUGUGGGCAUGCUGGACCCUCCACGGAUCGAAGUGGCCUCCUCCGUGAAGCUGUGCCGGCAGGCGGGCAUCCGGGUCAUCAUGAUCACAGGGGACAACAAGGGCACGGCCGUAGCCAUCUGCCGCCGCAUUGGCAUCUUUGGUCAGGACGAGGACGUGACGUCCAAGGCGUUCACAGGCCGGGAGUUUGAUGAGCUGAGCCCCUCAGCCCAGCGAGACGCUUGCUUGAAUGCCCGCUGCUUUGCGCGGGUGGAGCCUUCCCACAAGUCCAAGAUAGUGGAGUUUCUUCAGUCCUUUGAUGAGAUCACAGCCAUGACUGGCGAUGGUGUGAAUGAUGCCCCUGCUCUGAAGAAAGCCGAGAUCGGCAUCGCCAUGGGCUCAGGCACUGCAGUGGCAAAGACCGCGUCUGAGAUGGUUCUGGCUGAUGACAACUUCUCCACCAUCGUGGCCGCCGUGGAGGAAGGCCGGGCCAUCUACAACAACAUGAAGCAGUUCAUCCGCUACCUCAUCUCGUCCAACGUGGGCGAGGUCGUCUGCAUUUUCCUGACCGCGGCCCUUGGCUUUCCUGAGGCGUUAAUUCCUGUCCAGCUGCUUUGGGUGAACCUGGUGACAGACGGGCUGCCAGCCACCGCCUUGGGCUUCAACCCCCCAGAUCUGGACAUCAUGAACAAACCACCCCGGAGCCCCAAGGAGCCGCUCAUCAGCGGCUGGCUCUUUUUCCGUUACCUGGCUAUUGGCUGUUAUGUUGGCGCUGCGACCGUGGGCGCUGCUGCCUGGUGGUUCAUUGCUGCUGACGGCGGUCCAAGAGUGUCCUUCUACCAGCUGAGUCACUUCCUGCAGUGUAAAGAGGACAACCCAGACUUCGAGGGCGUGGAUUGUGCCAUCUUUGAAUCCCCGUACCCCAUGACCAUGGCGCUGUCUGUUCUAGUGACCAUAGAGAUGUGCAACGCCCUGAACAGCCUGUCGGAAAACCAGUCCUUGCUGAGGAUGCCCCCCUGGGAGAACAUCUGGCUCGUGGGUUCCAUCUGCCUGUCCAUGUCGCUCCACUUCCUCAUCCUCUACGUGGAGCCCUUGCCUCUCAUCUUCCAGAUCACACCGCUGAACGUGACCCAGUGGCUGAUGGUGCUCAAGAUCUCCUUACCUGUGAUCCUCAUGGACGAGACACUCAAGUUCGUGGCCCGCAACUACCUGGAGCCCGGUAAAGAGUGUGUGCGGCCCGCCCCACCGCCCUGCACGCUCUGGGCGUGCACCGAGGGCGUCUCGUGGCCCUUCGUGCUGCUCAUAAUGCCCCUGGUCAUCUGGGUCUACAGCACCGACACUAACUUCAGUGAGCUGCUCUGGUCUUGACUGACAGCUUCCCUAAAGACGACGUGUAACUUAAUCCAUUAAUUUUUUUAUUGUUUAAAGCAACUGUCUGUUUCUGCUGAAUUUUCACAUGAACAUACUGGCUGGUGAAAGAGGGUUCCGACUCUAGAUUUUGUUUUGCUUUUUCUGACUCCAGUGGGGCAAAAUUUGCUUUUUUUAUACACAUAAUUAAAGUGUCCAUUGACAUGUACAGAGAACUAACACUAUUUUAUGCAAAUAUUUUUUUGUAGAUGAAAAGCAUGUACAGUGUUCUGUUUAAUACUCAUCCUUGUACAAAAAAAAAUAGUUGAGCCAGCAGACAUUGUCAGCAAAUUAAUUGGCAGCAGAUUUUAGGAAACAAAUGUGUGUGGUUUUUUUCUAAAACUCAAUAGCAUGUAUUGUGUCUUUUGCAUGAUUAUCUGGAUUUAAUUUGAUAUCACAGUCUAAUUUUUAUUCAUAAGCCAAUUUUUCUGCACUGAGCAGAGUCCUGCUACCUCAGUCAGUGUUUCUUGGUUUGCCACCCCGCCCCACCCCGCCCCGCACCCCGCCUGCUCAGCUCCGUCCGCAGGGUUGGAGGGCGCUGUUGGCAUCCGUGUCACGAGAGGUAGGCCUGUGCUCGCCUGUGCAGAAAACAUUGUUCCAGGCUCAAUCGACUGGGUUCUGUCCCUUCGCAUAGUUUUUAAGGUUAUUUAUUGAAACGUCUAAUGUAUUUUAUUGUAACAGACAUUGUUUUGCCAACAUUGCCUAUUUCAGUGGCACUUCACAAUCUAGUUUAAAAAGAAAAAUAAAAUGUUUUAAAUGGA